This is a messenger RNA of Zea mays, 1291 nucleotides long. RefSeq lists its product as uncharacterized. Bases 93 to 1013 code for a protein of 306 amino acids. Gene Ontology annotation, molecular function: hydrolase activity. The record is from RefSeq and is marked provisional. NCBI's taxonomy places the organism in Eukaryota, Viridiplantae, Streptophyta, Magnoliopsida, Poales, Poaceae. The transcript is spliced from 8 exons.
ACCCUCCAGACCCACAACACCAAACGCCACCUGUAAAAUCCUCACGCCACAUCUUCAGCCACAGGCGCGCGAUAUCCCCGCUCAAAAAAGCCAUGUCAAUGGCGGCAGCCGCCGCCCCCGCCGCGGCAUCAUCCACGCUGCUGCGGGCAAGCAACUUCUCUAUUGCGCGCCCCGUCCCAAGCGGCGUUGUCUGCUGCAUCCGCGCCGUCAGUGGGCGGAGAGCAUCGGUAGUGCGCGUGGCAGCGGCUGGCGACAGGGCCGCGCCGGCCGGUGCCUUUCCGGCGGCGCUGUUGUUCGAUUGCGAUGGUGUGCUGGUGGACACUGAGAAGGAUGGCCACCGCAUCUCCUUCAACGAAACCUUCGCCGAGAGGGAAUUAGGUGUCAGCUGGGAUGUUGAACUGUAUGGAGAAUUGCUCAGGAUAGGUGGUGGAAAGGAAAGGAUGACAGCUUACUUCAACCAGACAGGAUGGCCGGCUAAAGCACCAAAGACAGAUGACAAAAGAAAGGAGUUCAUAGCUUCUCUUCACAAGAGGAAAACAGAAUUAUUCAUGGCCCUAAUUGAGAAAAAGUUGCUUCCUCUCCGUCCAGGUGUUCAAAGGUUAAUCGAUGAAGCUUUAGGAAAGGCAGUUAAAGUUGCAGUGUGCAGUACAUCAAAUGAGAAAGCUGUUUCAGCAAUAGUGUCGUACUUAUUGGGGCCUGAUAGAGCUGAUAAGAUUACCAUAUUUGCUGGAGAUGUGGUUCCUCACAAAAAACCUGACCCAGCAAUCUACAUAUUAGCAGCAACUACACUUGGAGUUGAUCCACAAAGCUGUGUUGUUAUUGAAGACAGUACUAUAGGGCUCGCAGCGGCAAAAGCUGCCGGCAUGAAGUGUAUCGUAACAAAAAGCGGCUACACUGCAGAAGAGGACUUCGAGACAGCAGAUGCAGUGUUCGAUUGCAUUGGUGACCCGCCAGAAGUGCGCUUCGAUUUGGAUUUCUGCGCCAAGUUGCUCAAGAAACAAUAUGUGAGCUGAAAGGGGGCUAGUGCAAGUGAUAUACCAAGUACGAGGUUCCUGAAUAUGGAGAAAGAGUCCAUGGCAUGCCAAUGUUGGUUCUUCAAGCCAUGACCUGAUACUAGGACUUGGAAGUCCACGUUCUACCCAAUAGUAACUUAUAGAAUGACAUUCACUACUGCCCACCCAGUUGGCAGUUGCAAAUGUGUUAGUCAUUCAACAAAUUGGAAACCACUCGAAUAAGGGAUCACCAAGUCCAAACUCUUCAGUCAAAGCAAUAACAAUUGAGGUUACGAGUC